UUAGAACUGAAUAAAUAUACAUUGAAAACUUAAAUUUCUAAUAAAUUCAGAACACAAUUUUGAGAAAAAUUCACAUGUUAAUUUAUUUUACAUAAUGUCAGGAAUAAACACAUUGACUGACAGUAAUGAUAUGAAUUAUGGUAAUAAUAGUGCUGCUGCUGAGGAUGAUAUUUCAAGCAGUUCCAUGAAACCAGUUGCAUCAGAGAUAAAACAUCCCUGGGAUUUCAAUGAAUUUACCAAUAUAUUCACACCCAUGAAUGAUACAGAAGUCCAGUUAUAUUCACUAAAAGAUUAUUCAAAAGUACGCGAAAUCUCUGAACAAUUUUAUCUAAUUCUAUUUUUUGUAUCCAUUGGUUAUACACUUAUAAUUGCAUUUCUUACAUGUAAACAUAAAAAACCGACAGAUCAUCAUAAGCAUACUACUGACCAACACAUUACUAGUAGUAUACAUCACAAUAAACAAAAACAUUAUUUUGUCAGAUUUACAACUCUUUGUCUAAACUAUUUAUCACAGUAUCCUGGAUUACCAAAUCCACUGGAUUUCAUUGUCUAUAAGCGUAUUCCCUACAUUUAUACCUCAGCUUAUAUGUGUGCAUUUGUUCUAAUCAGUGGAAUUUUCACAGAUAAUUAUCAUGUCAGACAAGUCUACUUGAAUGCUCCACUAUGGAUGAUUGUCAUCUACAAAAUCUUUGUGAUAUGCUUUCUGUCAAUCACUUUACUCCCGGUGUUUUUAAGUAUCACCUACGGCGGUCUAUUCGCUUGGAUAUCUGGACUAAUCUAUUGCCUAUUGAAUUUAGUCUUCCUAUUAAUGUCUAUUAUUAAAAUCCUUAUGAAUGAUAGUUAUCAAACAUUAUCUCGUGUCUCUAUGCUAUUACCAACAUUACUGGCUUAUCUCAUUCUGUGCAAUUAUUUUCUCUAUCAAAUUAUUUACAAUUUUAAACAUUUACGUCGUCAUGUGUUUAAAUCAUUCCCGCCAAAUUCAAACUCUUAUGUACAAUUUGUUAUGACAUAUGUACAGAAUAAAUUGAAUACAAAAUCUAAACGACACUAUGCAUAUCAGUGUAAGGAUCAGGUUAAUCAUCUGGAGAGGAUAGAUUCAAAUUUCUCGUGUAACUCUUCUACACAAGCAACAAUCCCUGAUAAUACUAACAUUCAUGUUGUGCAUAGUACAAGUCAUAGGUUUUUAUCGAAUACAAAAUUCAUCGAUCAUUUAACCUUUGAAUUAUUGAAAUUACCGCGUUGUUUAUAUAAUUUCUGUUAUCCAACUGGUUUAAUAUGGAGUAUGGGUGUUAGUAUUAUGCUGCAUUAUUUUCUCACUAUACAGUCAAUAUCCUAUAUGAUGAAUUUAAGAGAUCUUGGCAAGAAGUAUAUUGAAACAUUGUACCCAUCGAUGAGAAUGUCAUUAAAACAAAAUUUGUGCUUUUCAAAUGUUAAAUAUAUAUUUGGUUUAUUCAAUUAUAGUUCCAAUGUCACAUCAUUAUCAUCGCCAUCAUCAUCAGAGUCACAUUCGUCGUCUUCUCCGCCAGCAUACAGAAGUCCAGUGAAUCGUAACCACCUGGAGUAUGCCUUCGUUUAUUAUUGUAUCGAUAUAGUAUGGAUAAUCUUUUUAAUGAGUAUUACUAUGGCUUUGAUUGUUAACAUGUAUAAUAUUUGUAAGAUUCUGUUGAAUUAUCACGAUUUAUCUCUGUCAGUUUAUGCCAAAGGCUUUUCAUGUCUACCUGAGAUUGAAAAGUGUAUGAAUCCAGUCCGAAUCACCUAUGGAUGCAUUGUAUUUCCAAGUUAUCAGAUCGCGGCACUAGUCUGUGGCUUUUAUCUACAAAUAAUCCUCUACUUCCUGGUGAUAUGCUUCGUAUUCUUUUUGCUCUCAUUCAAUCUCUUCACACCAUACACCUUCUUGAUUGAAAUACUAUCUCAUUGGUGGCCAGAGAUAAUUAUCAUCUGUGCAUCGGCAAUUAUUCAAAGACUAGUUAUCCAAUAUGCAUAUACGCAGAGUAAUGGUCAAGCGAUUGGCUUUAGAAAUCUACGCUCCUUACAUCAAUUCAUGUAUAUAUCUAGUUUUUAUAAUAUAUUCUAUGGGAUAAUUAGUAGCCUGUGUCGAAUACUAUUGUAUCCAAUUAGUAGUGCAGUAAGUUUAGCUCGACUAGAUGUCGCCUCGUUGACAGCAACACCGCGUUGUGCAGAUACAGGGUAUAUGACAUUUCUUGGCUUCCUGUAUGCUGAUGUGAUGCACUUUAAUCCAUGCCUACGUCUAUUUAUUUGGAUAGUAAUGGAUGCCUGUUUAAGGCGUAGACAUUUCCCACUAUAUUCUAGUCAACAAUACGAUACAGCUUUUUUAAUGGAAUUUGAAAGUUUUCGUAAGUUCUUCCAAUUAACUGAUACACCUGUGAAGGAAGCGAAUCAUCUGUCUUAUUCUUCACCGGAUAGCUAUUUAACAACAACCUACACUUCAUCAAAUAAUAAUCGAAGUAUUUUAUACAAGGAAAAAGGUGUGAAGAGUAAGUUGGGUAUGCAUUGCUGCUGUUUAUUUGAGAUGAAUGAAUUAAAGGCAUGCAGUGUAAUGAAUGCGCAUAGAAGAAGAAUACUCAUUCGUAAUCGUUGGUUUUUAUACUAUACACUUGUACGUAAUCCUCAACUUUGUUCACAUAGAAGAAUGGAUCCGAUUUGA
Trichobilharzia regenti is the source of this 2665-nucleotide messenger RNA. The record is from the annotation of a GenBank genome assembly. Lineage: Eukaryota; Metazoa; Platyhelminthes; Trematoda; Strigeidida; Schistosomatidae.